Molecule: messenger RNA, 3247 nt
Organism: Pocillopora meandrina
Lineage: Eukaryota; Metazoa; Cnidaria; Anthozoa; Scleractinia; Pocilloporidae
Source: the annotation of a GenBank genome assembly
GUUUCUUCAGUCUAUUUAAACUAAAGAUAGUGCGCGCUCGAUCUUGAAUCAUACGCCAAAGAGAAGCCUUCAGUUCGGACUAACAUCCAUCCGCAGAGUUUACACCAUCAAGCACACCAACCUUACCGAUCAAGAAUGCCUCGCUCAUUUUUAAUCAAAAAGAAAGAAUUCAAGAAGAGCAAUAUAACUUACUUUGGUAAGUUGAGUUUAAUUCAUUUUCAAGCAUUCAAGUUGUGAGCAUUUAUGAAUUUCUCUAUUUUCUUUCUUAAGGCAAUGUCAUAAGAUAAGGAAUUUGACUUAAAAUUACAAGCAAGGAAAAAUAUUUUUACUCUUAGAAUUAGUCAGGGUGUAAAGAUUUUAUAAAUCAUUUUUUGAUUGUGCAUUUCACUGCGUGGCGACCGAUAGUAAAAUAUUUCAGGACUGACCUCUCGAGAAUAAUACCGUAUCUCAGCACUGCUCUUUUCUUGCGUAAAAGGAGACACAGCCGGAUUAUUAAAACGUCUAUUGAAGUUCUUAUUUUUUGAACGGCCAUGUUAACGAUUUUCUGAUGAGAUUUUCUCUUUGUUGAGUAUUUUGAACAUAAGCCGACCUUACUACCCGCAAAAUACCUGAAGGGUCUUUUAAAAGGCAUCAAAGCGAAAUCAUUAGCGGCUAAAAAUCCCAAAAUGUUUUAUAAUGAUGCCCGUCGUACUCUUCUUGAAGUAGGAAAGCUUUCUUUUAGUCUUUUGGACAAAAUCUGAGAAAAAAAGGAUGGUGUGAUGAAAAAAGAGUCCAAAAGUUUUGUUCUCUAUACGAUUACAGAACAGCUUCUUGCUUGUGUUGAAUUAUUUAUUCUUUGAGUACAAACAGCGGAGAGAUUUUCUUCGUUCUGUCGUUAGCAGGCUCAUAAAAACCCAAAAAUCUUUUCAUAGAUUCCUUUAUAUUGAAGCUCAAAUCUCUUGUAGAAAUUUUAUUUUAAGGCUUUACUAUAACUCUUGAAUACGCAACAGCUUGGAGUAAGUCAUGCGAGCUUUGUUCUCGACUGACAAGAAAUAUUUCCCAUCUCGUUUGGAUAUACAUUUUUAGCCCAGAGUUUUGUUAGUAAAAUUCCGUGCUUGGGUCUAUUUUUGUGGUUUGUUUUAAGAGCCUUCAGAUUAGCAAAACUGUUAAAAUGCGCCAAAGUAGAGCUUCGCGGUAUUCGAUGACUUUUUCAAAUUGGUAUUUUAAACCAUUAAACAUUCAUAGUCAAAACCCAAACAGAACUGUUUUCUGUAGUGAAAUGUUCACAUGGGCUAACAAACGCAAUGGGCUACUAUCCUCUUUCAAAUUUUAUAAAACAGACAUACGAUACAAAGAAGUCAGUUACGAUUUUUCGUUUUUCAGUCUAGGGGUAAUGUUGCUAAUGUAGGAUUCAGAAGUUCAAUUAAAACCCCUGUAAAAACUGAAUAAUUAUAAACAAAUCUAAUUACCUCAAUUUCAAUUUUCUAAAGAAAGGCGUUGAAGGGCCAAUUAUUAAGGAAAACUUUUCCGCACAAAUUACAUUGAAUGUUCGGCUUAGCCGGAAAAUCUUGGCUUCUUUAACAACAUUAUUAGACCAUAGGCUUGUUAAGCUGAUUUGAUAAACUUUGCGUAUGAUAAACGAUAAAUUGUGUAAUCUCAUUCACGCCACGCGUGUUAAUAAUGCGGUUUCCUUCGAGGGAGGUGCAACCCGAACCUAAGCUAGCUGUAAAAGUGUAUUACUGAAGUAAACGAAGUGUCAUUGAAGCAACUUUUCAUUGUUACAUUUUUUUAUGUCCGCAGAUAACACGCACGACACCCCACCGACUGUAACAUCCUCACAAGCGGAACUGUAUCGUCUCGGGGUUCCCUAUGUCCAACCGCUGGUUUUGUCAAACAAUGAACCGCAUAUCAUCAAUACAAGCAGGGAAAUGAAUGGUCAGAAUGGUUUUCCCAAAGACACGGAAAAGAUGGUGAGCGCGUGGGGCCGGGAAAAAGUUCCCGAAGACGAUCGCUUGGAAGACUUCACGUCAAUUAAAGAGGAGAAGGACACCGACACGACAGGAGCCGAGAAACCCUACACAUGUCAACACUGCAGCAAAGUGUUCACUCGCUCAUGGAAUUUCCAACGCCAUGUGCUGAUCCACACUGGCCAGAAGCCUUACAAAUGUCAGAAGUGCCCUAAGGCCUUUGCGCUUGCAGCGCACCUGAAGAUUCACAACCGCAUUCACACUGGCGAAAAGCCGUACACGUGUAAUAUCUGCUGCCGCGGCUUCGCCCAGCUAACCAAUUUACAAAGACACAUCCUCACGCACACGGGUGAAAAACCCCACAAGUGCCAGUACUGUCCCAAAGCAUUCGUGAGCUCCAGCGAUCUGCGAAGGCAUGUUCGAAUCCACACGGGCGAGCGACCUUACAAGUGCAAGCAAUGUUCCAAAGCCUUCACAACAUCCGGGAACCUCCAGUCACACAUUCUCACGCACACGGGGGAGAAACCGUACAAGUGUAACAUUUGCAACUGGAAAUUCAUCAGUUCGAGUAAUCUCCGUACACAUAUACGUAUUCACCAUGCUUAUUAUCUAGAGAAGACCAACGCCAGUCACCACCGCCCAGAGCAACAGAACACCCGGCCGACUCCUGACACGGUGACCGACCAAAUGAGAGAAAACAUGCCUUUCAAGAAUCUCAUCGAUUCUCAAAGAGAACAAGUCUUUUACUGAUCCUAAAAGGACUAUUGAUGGUGGACUCACCGUAGCAGGAUGGAGAAUUCAGUAGAACAUGCACCAGUUCUCUCAUCAGUACCAAAUAAAAACUCUCAGAAUACUUCACGCGAUUUACAAGAGUGCGGUUGUCUCUUGAAUAAUACUGUGCUAACAAUUAGCCGUUUCAUAGCAAAAAGAAUGGUAUAAAAUUUAUAAAAGAUAAUACUUCUAAAAGGAGAACUAAUAUAAAAAAAUAACAGUGUAUUUAGGUAAAACGAUAUGUUAAAAAAGUAACUUUUGAUAUUCAAAAAAAACAUACUAGAGAUUAUUAAGAAGAGUGAAAGAAAGGAAGAUCCAAGCGCCGUUUUAUUUUGCGAAAAUAGAGUAUAUUGUUAUUUUAAGAGCAUUUAUGAAAAGAAAUGAUUAGAAUCCGGAGAUUUCUACCGAAUAAUAGUCUGCAAAUGUCACAUGUAAUGAAUGUUUAAGUAACAGGUGGCCGCAUAUUUUAGCUAAAAACCACCGAAACCAUUGUUUUAGAACAUUCUGUAUAGAUAUGAAAGACAGCGUGC